Molecule: messenger RNA, 1202 nt
Organism: Leptopilina heterotoma
Lineage: Eukaryota; Metazoa; Arthropoda; Insecta; Hymenoptera; Figitidae
Gene: CCAP
Exons: 4
Coding region: 864-1139 (91 amino acids)
Source: RefSeq, a predicted model, not a curated record
GAUUUAAGAAAAAAUCGAAUAUAUAAAUACGUAGCAUUUGAGUAAAAAUAAUUCAGGAAAUCUGAUAAAUUUUGUAAAAAAAAACACUUUUAGGACAGAUAAAAUUAUAUAUAUAUAUAUAACAAAAUCACCUUGCGCGCGAUAUGUGUAUGUGAAAUAUGGUAAAUUAAGAAAAACGUACAAACAGCUCAUUUUUAUUAUACAACAUAUAUUUUCCACGACAGGGUGGAGGCUGACAUAUUCUUUAAAUUUUUUCUAUUACAGGUAACUGCAUAUAUGCUGUUCUUUCGCAGUUUGUACGCACCUUUUGGAAAACGUAGCGUUUCAAUCAGAAUAUUAAAUAUAUAUAUUAUAGUUAUCGUGACUAACGUGAUAAAUAAAUUUGUUUUCCUACAUCAUUGUAUUUAUAACAAAAAUUUAAUAAAUACUAAUAUAAAAAUAUACAAAUAUGUCGACUGAUUGUUUUUUUAAUAAUUGUCGGAAUUACAAUAAAAAUUCGUUUAAUGCAGACUUCUGACUGUCAUUAAAUAGCGAGAGGCCUCCUAAUAUUCUUUAAUUUAACUUUAUGAAACAAGAAUUGAAGGAAAAAUUUUAUUUUUUUUUUAAUAUUAAAUUUUUCAUCUAUUAUAUAUUUUGAGAGAGAAUUUAAGAUAACGUUUCAGUUAAUACUUAUCGAUUACCUCCUUACGCAGGCGUUAUUUCAUUCUUCUUAUUACUUUUAAACGUGUGACUAAACAUAUUUAUUAAUGAAGUAAAUUAAAAAAAUUUCUAGGGCUCCGAUUUUUUCCUUCUAAAAUUUUGUGUCAAAUAUUAAACUUUGAAAUUGACUUGUCGCAGUCACAUUCAUCGUUUAUAAGCAAAAAAUGAAAAAUUUUAUCCACAAAUGGUUUAUUGCAUUAUGUUUGUUACAUUUACCUACCAUUUUACAUGUUGCUACUGUUAAAUUGAGUAUUCUGUCAUUUUUGGAAAACAAAUUUUUGAAAGAAUCUAUUAGACAAAAACGGCCGUUUUGUAAUGCUUUUACAGGCUGCGGAAGAAAGAGAAUUACGAUUCCGAGUUACAAUAUUCAUGUAAUAAAUAAUAAUGGCGUCUUAUUCAACACAAUGCUAUUACUUCAUAUACUUUUGGGAAGAAUGUAACAACACAACAUCUGCUAAGAGAAAUUCAAUAUAUAAAGUAUUUAAUAAAAACAUUUAAUCUUG